Molecule: messenger RNA, 2173 nt
Organism: Puntigrus tetrazona (Sumatra barb)
Lineage: Eukaryota; Metazoa; Chordata; Actinopteri; Cypriniformes; Cyprinidae
Product: cytochrome P450 2K1-like
Exons: 9
Coding region: 25-1539 (504 amino acids)
Biological process (GO): xenobiotic metabolic process
Cellular component (GO): cytoplasm; intracellular membrane-bounded organelle
Molecular function (GO): oxidoreductase activity, acting on paired donors, with incorporation or reduction of molecular oxygen, reduced flavin or flavoprotein as one donor, and incorporation of one atom of oxygen; iron ion binding; heme binding
Source: RefSeq, a predicted model, not a curated record
UCAGUUGAGAAGCUCAGAGAGAAAAUGGCUUUUGUGGAGUCUCUGCUGCAGUUUCCCAGCACAGGUACAUUACUGGGAGCUUUGCUGUUGCUUCUGGUUUUGUUUUUGCUUUCUUCUGGAUCCAAAUCUCAGAAAGAAGGGAAAGAGCCACCGGGACCAAAACCACUUCCACUGGUGGGGAACCUGCUGACCCUUGACCUCACAAGACCCUUUGACACUUUUUUUGAGCUCUCCAAAAAGUACGGGAACAUAUUUCAAGUGUUUCUGGGUCCCAAACAAACCGUGGUCCUAGUUGGAUACAAAACCGUCAAAGAAGCUCUUGUGAACCAUGCAGAAGAGUUCGGUGACAGAGACAUUGGUCCUGGUUUCAGGAUAAUGAACGACGAGCAUGGGAUACUGUUUUCCAAUGGAGAGAACUGGAACGAGAUGAGACGCUUCGCUCUCAGCAACCUGAGGGACCUUGGGAUGGGAAAGAGAGGAAGUGAAGAGAAAAUCAUAGAGGAAAUUCAGUAUCUGAAAGGAGAGUUUGAUAAGUUUGAAGGAAAACCCUUUGACACGACACAGCCUGUGAACUACGCCGUGUCAAACAUCAUCUCAUCUAUCGUGUACGGCAGCAGAUUUGAAUACACAGACCCCCAGUUCACUGAAAUGGUCGACAGAGCAAACGAAAAUGUCCGGGUCGGUGGAUCCAUUUCUAUGUGGCUUUACAACAUAUUUCCGUGGUUGGGUCCAUUACUCAAAAACAAAAGGAUUAUUGUAGACAAUAUUGUUCAAAGUAGAGAACAUAUGACGAAGUUGAUCAAUGCACUUCAGGAGACUCUGAAUACACACGACCGCAGAGGAUUUGUCGACUCUUUUCUCAUCCGUAAACAGAACGAUGAGAAAUCUGGCAAGAAGGACUCAUAUUUUCAUGAGGAGAACCUUAUGAUGUCGGUAACAAAUCUGUUUGUCGCUGGUACUGACACCACAGGAACGACUCUGCGCUGGGGUCUGAUGCUCAUGGCCAAAUACCCUCAUAUACAGGAUGGAGUUCAGGAGGAGAUUGACCGAGUGAUCGGUGGACGUCAGCCGGUGGUGGAAGACAGAAAGAAGUUACCGUAUACAGACGCUGUGAUCCAUGAAACUCAGAGACUGGCAAACAUAGUACCCUUGAGUCUCCCUCAUAUAACCACCUGUGACGUUACCUUCAACGGUUACUUCAUUAAGAAGGGCACCACUGUUAUUCCUCUGCUGACGUCUGUUUUGAAGGAUCCAAAUGAAUGGGAAAAACCAGACAGCUAUUAUCCAGAACACUUCCUUGAUGAGAAGGGACAGUUUGUCAGGAGAGACGCUUUCAUACCCUUUUCUGCAGGACGGCGGGUUUGUCUUGGAGAGAGUUUGGCCAGGAUGGAGCUCUUCCUGUUCUUCACGUCUCUUCUUCAGAGCUACCGCUUCACGACUCCACCUGGAGUGUCUGGAGAUGAUCUGGAUCUCAAAGGAAUAGUCGGGAUAACUUUGAAUCCGUCCCCACAUAAACUGUGUGCGAUCAGACGCUCCUGAAUGAAGAAAAUAUUUUUACUCGCUCUUUUGAUUGAAUGUAUAUAUGUAAAUACUGUGCAGAGCGUGAAACCAAGGACUUCUGACUAAAAUUAAAUAAAUAUAGAAGGUUGUAGGCUAUUUGCUAUAUUCUAAUUCAAUGAAUGUUGCUAUGUUGCUUUGAGGAAAUAAAAAGCUAUAAUUUGUAUUUAAAUAAACCGCAAUAGCGACCUCUUGCGAAGCAUAAGCGCUAUUUCACAGCGCAUGCGUAGGAAACGUUUCAUGCCAUAAUUAUGACUUUUAUACAGUCAGCAAGCAGCUUUAGGGAAUAUUAACAACUUUAUUUAGUUUAUUGAAAUAUUCAGCUCUCUGGACUUCCUUUUUGUCAUUAUUUGACCUCGGUCUAUUCAUUUAUUCACCGUUGUUGUGAUGGUAAUAGUAGUUUGCUGCUGUAUCCUGUCAUUAUGGCAUUAAAAAAAACACAUGCACUUCACAAAGGAAAUAUGCUUUUAUGUAACCACUGAAUCAUACUAUAUUUAGGGGUGCAUUUCAGGUCAGCCAAGAAGUCAGACAAUGUAUAAGGUUAAAUAAUAUAUCCCCUUAAUGUGUUAAAUAAAUUUUUUUGGCAAGCCUAAUCUCUAAUGGCUUUUUAAAUAUG